CAACAAUGUCUAGAAAUUGCUAAAGAAGUGGGAGACAAGGCCGGAGAGGGAGCAAGUUAUGGCAAUCUCGGCAACGCUUAUCAAGGUCUAGGAGAGUUCAAAACAGCCAUCAAGUACUAUCAACAAUGUCUAGAAAUUGCUAAAGAAGUGGGAGACAAGGCCGUAGAGGGAAAAAGUUAUGGCAAUCUCGGCAACGCUUAUCGCAGUCUAGGAGAGUUCAAAACAGCCAUCAAGUACCAUCAACGUCAUCUAGAAAUUGCUAAAGAAGUGGGAGACAAGGCCGGAGAGGGAGCAAGUUAUGGCAAUCUCGGCAACGCUUAUGGCAGUCUAGGAGAGUUCAAAACAGCCAUGGAGUACCAUCAACGUGAUCUAGAAAUUGCUAAAGAAGUGGAAGACAAGGCCGGAGAGGGAAGAAGUUAUUGCAAUCUCGGCAACGCUUAUCGCAGACUAGGAGAGGUCAAAACAGCCAUCGAGUACCAUCAACGUCAUCUAAAAAUUGCUAAAGAAGUGGGAGACAAGGCCGGAGAGGGAAAAAGUUAUGGCAAUCUCGGCAACGUUUAUGACAGUCUAGGAGAGUUCAAAACAGCCAUGGAGUACCAUCAACGUGAUCUAGAAAUUGCUAAAGAAGUGGGAGACAAGGCCGGAGAGGGAGCAAGUUAUGGCAAUCUCGGCAACGAUUAUCACAGUCUAAGAAAGUUUAAAACAGCCAUCGAGUACCAUCAAUAUGAUCUAGAAAUUGCUAAAGAAGUAGGAGAUAGGGCUGGAGAGGGAAGAAGUUAUGGCAACCUCGGCAACGCUUAUCAAGGUCUACGACAGUUCAAAACAGCAAUGGAGUACCAUCAACGUGAUCUAGAAAUUGCUAAAGAAGUGGGAGACAAGGCCGGAGAGGGAAGAAGUUAUGGCAAUCUCGGCAACGCUUAUGGCAUUCUAGGAAAGUUUAAAACAGCCAUCGAGUACUAUCAACGUCAUCUUGAAAUUUCUAAAGAAGCGGGAAAUAAGACCGGAGAAGCGUGGGCACUCCAUUCCCUUGGAAACAGUUUUGAGUACCAAGGAAAUCUUAUGGUGGCCUUUGAUUGUUAUUACUCGAGUGUAAAAUUGUAUGAUGAUAUCAGGGCCAGUCUUCAACUCAACGAUCAGUGGAAGAUUUCUUAUCGUAAUAAGUACCAAGGUACAUACAAAAGUUUGUGGCGUAUAAAUCUCAAACGAGGUCAAGCUGUAAAGGCUCUUCUUGCCGCAGAGAAAGGAAGUGCUCAAGCUCUGAGAGAUCUCAUGGACACAAAAUAUUCGCCUGGAGCUUCUUUAACGUACAGCGCACCCCGCAUUUCUCUGAGAUGUAUUCAAUUGAGCACAGUUUUCAUAGCUAUCAAUGGGCCAUGCGUUUACUUCUGGGUUUGCCUUAGUGAAGAUAACAUCCAGAUGAGACAGGUACACGUCAACGACUAUAGGUUUGAGGAUGAAUUGAAAUGUUUCAUCAAGCUACUGAACAAAUCUGCUCUUAAGGAGAUCGGUGCAAGAGAUACUGUUGCAAUCGAAAAUCCUCUGCUUGAUUCGCCGACAGAAGAAGAAAUGGCCAAUGGUGUGAUCCGAGUUGAUGUGAGACACUCCCAAUCAAGUGCUUUAAAUAAGCUGCAUAAGAUCAUCGUUUCUCCUAUUGCUGACCUGAUCAAAGGCAACGACGAGAUCACAUUCGUUCCUGAGGGGCCAUUUUGCCUUGUACCUUAUGCAGCAUUGCAGGAGUCGAACUCAUCAUAUUUAAGUGAUUCUUUCAGAAUUCGUGUGCUUCCCUCUCUGACGACGUUGCAAAUAAUUCGUGAUUGUCCAGCUGACUUUCACGUGAAGACUGGUGCAUUGCUUGUCGGUGACCCAUGUUUCAAACAUGUCAUCUAUCAGGAAGGACUUUUGGUGCAGCUUCCAGGAGCAAGGAAAGAAGUGGAGAUGAUCGGACGUAUCCUCAAUGUCUCCCCUCUCACUGGAGAAAUGGCAACAAAACAUGAAGUGUUAAAACGAAUAUCAUCAGUGGCCUUAGUUCACAUAGCAGCACACGGUAAAAUGGAAACUGGAGAAGUUAUCCUGGCACCAAACACCACAAGACAAAACCCUCAUCCGCAAGAGAAAGACUAUCUACUGACGAUGAAAGAUGUCAUAGAAACUGGGUUGCGAGCUCGUCUGGUUGUACUUAGCUGCUGUCACACUGCUCGAGGGGAGGUCAUGGCUGAGGGUGUGGUCGGCAUGGCGCGUGCACUUUUGGGUGCCGGUGCUAGAUCUGUUGUGGUAACCUUGUGGGCGAUUGGCGACGAGGGGACCCUGGAGUUCAUGACUUUCUUCUACGAUGCACUUGCCAAAGGCAAGAAGGCAAGUGAAGCUCUCAAUCAGGCCAUGAAGUGUAUGAGAGAAAUUGAAAAGUUCAAGGAGGUGAUUUACUGGGCACCAUUUGUACUCAUUGGUGAUGACGUCAAACUAGAUUUCAAGGAUAUUGGAAGCCGAAACAAUUAAGGCAGUGAGCAUUAGAAUCCCAGAGUGUUUUCGGAUACCUGCGAACGCUGAUAUUUGAACCAGAAACCAGUAAGCUACUUAUGAAUCUUUCUCAACAGUCUUCUUUUCAAAGCAAGAAGAACCAAAAGACG
Molecule: messenger RNA, 2624 nt
Organism: Pocillopora verrucosa
Lineage: Eukaryota; Metazoa; Cnidaria; Anthozoa; Scleractinia; Pocilloporidae
Source: RefSeq, a predicted model, not a curated record